UUUACCAUCUCCAAACCAACAAAGAAGAAAUACCAUCCGUUUGUUUUUUUUAUUUACAAGAAACCAUGUCGGAGUAUGAGGGUGUUCAGAAAAGUGCCCUAAAACUUAAGGGCAUGGGAAGCAUUUCUUCUGGAAAAAAAAAAAAGAAGAAGGACAAGGAGAGCAAGCAUCGCAUGGAGCAGGUGGCGACCAGUCAGAACGACGACGAAGUGAAAGCCAAGCGGGCGUACAUUGACAAAAGGACGCCGGCACAAAUAGCCUUUGACAAGAUGCAAGAAAAAAGGCAAAUGGAAAGAAUUCUUAAUAAGGCCUCCAAGACGCACAAACAUCGAGUGGAGGACUUCAAUAGGCACUUGGACAACCUCACUGAACAUUAUGAUAUUCCAAAAGUCAGCUGGACCAAAUAAAUGGCGAAAAAUGUUUAUUUUUUUUCAUAUUUUGAAGGUUAUGUUAUGCCAGUCCGAUGUAUUUACAAAUAAAGUUGCUUACAAGUCGU
This is a messenger RNA of Corythoichthys intestinalis (scribbled pipefish), 496 nucleotides long. RefSeq names its product family with sequence similarity 32 member A (gene fam32a). Gene Ontology annotation, cellular component: nucleolus. Lineage: Eukaryota; Metazoa; Chordata; Actinopteri; Syngnathiformes; Syngnathidae. The record is from RefSeq and is a predicted model, not a curated record. The coding region runs from base 66 to 407 and encodes 113 amino acids. The transcript has 4 exons.